UUGCGAUCAGCAUGGUCGGUAUAUGCUAAAGGUCUCACUGAGCGCGUGUUUUUUUUUGUGCUAAACGCUUUGUUUUGAGAAUUGAGUGCAGUAAUCACCAUAAAUCAGCAUGUCCAAGCGUCGAAUCGAAGUGGGGGAGACCUACGGCAGCAAGGCGAAGAAGGACCCGGAGGCGUCCUCCUCGUCGGCGGCAGCCGCUGCCGGCACAGUGGCCCAGAUCCUGGGCGGAUUCGUGCCCAACAAGCAGCCGCCCACGAUGAACCCGCUGACCAACACGCCGUACUCGCAACGGUACCAGAAUCUCUACAAGAAGCGCAUUGCGCUGCCCGUGUUCGAGUACCAGGCGGACUUCAUGCGGCUCCUCAGCCUGCACCAGUGCAUUGUGCUGGUGGGCGAGACGGGCUCCGGCAAGACGACACAAAUUCCGCAGUGGUGUGUGGACUUCGCAGUGUCCAAGGGGCGCAAGGGAGUCUCCUGCACACAGCCACGUCGAGUUGCCGCCAUGUCCGUGGCCCAGCGCGUUUCGGAGGAGAUGGACGUGAAACUGGGCGAAGAGGUCGGGUACUCCAUCCGUUUCGAGGACUGCUCCACGGCCAAGACGCUGCUCAAGUACAUGACCGACGGUAUGUUGUUGCGCGAGGCCAUGUCUGAUCCAAUGCUGGACCAGUACCAGGUCAUUCUGCUUGACGAGGCUCACGAGCGAACCUUGGCCACUGACAUUCUAAUGGGCGUGCUCAAGGAGGUCAUCCGUCAGCGCAGCGACCUUAAGCUGGUGGUCAUGUCCGCCACACUGGACGCCGGCAAGUUCCAGCAGUAUUUCGACAACGCACCGCUCAUGAAAGUGCCCGGUCGCACACAUCCCGUGGAGAUCUUCUACACGCCCGAACCAGAAAGGGAUUACCUAGAGGCUGCUAUUCGCACGGUCAUCCAGAUACACAUGUGCGAGGAAAUUGAGGGUGAUAUCCUAAUGUUCCUCACGGGCCAGGAGGAGAUUGAGGAGGCUUGCAAGCGCAUUAAGCGCGAGAUCGACAAUUUGGGCUCUGAAAUUGGAGAGCUGAAGUGCAUUCCCCUGUACUCGACGCUGCCGCCCAAUUUGCAGCAGCGCAUCUUCGAGCCGGCCCCACCGCCAAAUGCCAAUGGCGCGAUCGGACGCAAGGUCGUGGUGUCCACCAACAUCGCCGAAACCUCACUGACCAUUGACGGAGUGGUGUUCGUGAUCGAUCCAGGCUUCGCCAAGCAAAAGGUGUACAAUCCUCGCAUUCGAGUGGAGAGUCUGCUCGUCUCCCCCAUUUCGAAAGCGUCUGCGCAGCAGAGAUCCGGUCGUGCUGGACGUACGCGUCCUGGCAAGUGUUUCCGUCUGUACACGGAAAAGGCGUUUAAGAACGAAAUGCAGGACAAUACCUACCCCGAAAUCCUGCGCUCCAAUUUGGGCACUGUGGUUCUGCAGCUCAAGAAGUUGGGCAUCGACGAUCUGGUGCAUUUCGAUUUCAUGGACCCCCCAGCUCCAGAGACCUUGAUGCGUGCCCUGGAGUUGCUCAACUAUCUGGCCGCCCUGGAUGAUGACGGCAAUCUUACGGACCUGGGCGCCGUUAUGUCCGAGUUCCCUCUGGAUCCGCAGCUGGCCAAGAUGCUGAUCGCCAGUUGCCAACACAACUGCUCUAAUGAAAUACUUUCCAUAACGGCCAUGUUGUCGGUUCCACAAUGCUUCGUUCGUCCCAACGAGGCGAAGAAAGCUGCCGAUGAGGCCAAGAUGCGAUUAGCCCACAUUGACGGAGACCACCUGACCUUGCUUAAUGUCUAUCACGCCUUUAAGCAGAACAGUGAGGAUCCAAACUGGUGCUACGAGAACUUCAUAAACUUCCGGUCGCUAAAGAGUGCGGAUAACGUGCGCCAGCAGCUGGCUAGGAUCAUGGACCGCUUCAGCUUGCGGCGCACGAGCACGGAAUUCACCUCGAAGGACUACUAUGUAAACAUCCGAAAGGCCCUCGUGCAGGGCUUCUUCAUGCAGGUGGCCCACCUGGAGCGCACUGGCUACUAUCUGACCAUUAAGGACAACCAGAACGUGCAGCUGCAUCCGUCGACGUGCCUCGACCACAAGCCCGAUUGGGUCCUCUACAAUGAGUUCGUGCUGACCACAAAGAACUACAUUCGCACGGUGACAGAUGUGAAACCUGAAUGGUUGUGCAACCUGGCGCCCCAAUAUUAUGACUUGAACAACUUCCCCCAGUGCGAGGCGAAACGACAGCUGGAGUUGCUGCAGCAGCGGAUGGAGACCAAGCAGUACCAGAAGGGUUUCUAAGUCCCCAGAGUAUGGCUAGGUGUAAUAUGAUGGAGAAAGGAUCAUGGAUAUGAGUGUGUGAAUUUUAGCAAGUUAUAAGAAAAAUAACCCGUUUGCUUUUUAUUGUUUGCUAACUUGAUUCAAGCACAUAGACACUUUAACAGAUCAAUAAUAUGCAAGAACUCCGUUUA
Drosophila mauritiana is the source of this 2469-nucleotide messenger RNA. RefSeq names its product putative pre-mRNA-splicing factor ATP-dependent RNA helicase PRP1 (gene Dhx15). Lineage: Eukaryota; Metazoa; Arthropoda; Insecta; Diptera; Drosophilidae. The coding region runs from base 110 to 2299 and encodes 729 amino acids. Gene Ontology annotation, cellular component: spliceosomal complex; intracellular anatomical structure. Gene Ontology annotation, molecular function: RNA binding; RNA helicase activity; ATP binding. The record is from RefSeq and is a predicted model, not a curated record. The transcript has 7 exons.